CUUUUUUGACAUGCCAGAAAAGUCAGAAAAAGUUGCCGAAAACCCGAACGUAAACCAAACUUAUUGAAUAAAUAAGCGAGGGUUUCUGUAUUUUGUUAAAUCGUGGAAAAAAAAAAUUCAAAAUGAUAAGUGUAUUAAAUACUAUCGAUACUGGGCACGAGGAUAUGAUACACGAUGCGGAAUUAGACUACUACGGGCUGAGAUUAGCGACGUGUUCGUCUGAUAAUUCAGUGAAAAUUUACGACAUCAAAAGCGGUACACAAACCCUUGCAGCCGACUUAAAGGGGCAUUUUGGACCUGUAUGGCAAGUAGCGUGGGCGCAUCCUAAAUUUGGCAAUCUACUGGCGUCCUGCUCAUAUGAUAGAAAAGUUAUCAUAUGGAAAGAGUUAGGAGAAUGGAGUAAACUAUAUGAAUACACGGGGCACGAGAGUUCAGUGAACGCAGUAGCGUGGGCGCCGGCCGAAUACGGCUUGAUACUAGCCUGUUGCAGCUCUGAUGGCUCUAUAUCCAUAUUAACCUACAAUCAAGACGGCAGUACGUGGGAUGUGAAGAAAGUCCCUGGUGCUCAUGCUAUUGGAGUUAAUUCUGUCAGUUGGUGCCCUGCAAUAUCCGCUGAUUUAAGUUUAGAUCCCCUCACUAAUAAAGAUGCCCCCAAAAGAUUAGUAACUGGUGGAUGUGAUAAUUUGAUCAAGAUUUGGAAGGAGCAAGGUGACCAAUGGAUAGAAGAGAAACGCUUGGAUAUGCACAUGGACUGGGUUAGAGACGUAGCCUGGGCCCCUUCGCUUGGAUUACAGAGAUCCAUGAUAGCUAGCUGUUCACAAGACAAAAGAGUAGUCAUAUGGUCGAGUGAUGAUAAUAUUUCAUGGACACCUACAAUACUUAACACUUUUGACGAUGUUGUGUGGAGCGUUAGCUGGUCGUUAACAGGAAAUAUAUUAGCAGUGUCAGGCGGAGACAACAAAGUCAGCCUAUGGAGAGAGAACGCUGAUGGACAAUGGCUAUGUAUAAGUGAAGUUGCCAAAGGAUUGGGACAGACAACCAAUGAUGAGAGGAGCACUCUCUAAUCUCUGCAAAUGAUAUGAUGCAUUCUUUAUUUUUAUUAUUCUGCUAUUAUGUUUAUGUUCUAUUCCAAUUAAUGUAAUAUAAAUAUUGAUUACUA
This is a messenger RNA of Bicyclus anynana (squinting bush brown), 1159 nucleotides long. It is a transcript of the gene Sec13, whose product is annotated as protein SEC13 homolog. Gene Ontology annotation, molecular function: protein binding; structural molecule activity. Gene Ontology annotation, biological process: protein import into nucleus; positive regulation of TOR signaling; COPII-coated vesicle budding. NCBI's taxonomy places the organism in Eukaryota, Metazoa, Arthropoda, Insecta, Lepidoptera, Nymphalidae. Gene Ontology annotation, cellular component: COPII vesicle coat; nuclear pore outer ring. Bases 123 to 1064 code for a protein of 313 amino acids. The record is from RefSeq and is a predicted model, not a curated record. The transcript has 2 exons.